This is a messenger RNA of Nymphalis io (European peacock), 2351 nucleotides long. RefSeq lists its product as uncharacterized. Gene Ontology annotation, molecular function: catalytic activity. The record is from RefSeq and is a predicted model, not a curated record. Bases 1 to 1965 code for a protein of 654 amino acids. NCBI's taxonomy places the organism in Eukaryota, Metazoa, Arthropoda, Insecta, Lepidoptera, Nymphalidae. The transcript is spliced from 3 exons.
AUGGACGUUUUUAUGUCUCCCAGUAAUACAGUGUCAGAGCAAUCAACUAUUAUAAGCGAAUUGAAAAGUAUUAAAGAAGAGUUGUAUGCUACUCGUAAUGAGCUGAAAGAAUUUAGGAAUGAAAUGGCAUGUAUAUCGUCUAGUAUAAUAGUAUGUAAUGAAAGAAUAGAUGGGAUCGAGAACAGAUUGGAAUGCUUAGAAAAACGACUCGAAACUCAUAGUAUCAACAACGAUGAAUCCCUGAAAGCAACAGUAGACCAGCUCAAAGCAGACUUUAAUGAGAGGGAACAAGAUUUAUUACUUAAUGACAUCGAUAUCACCGGCAUUCCGGAAAGCAAAGGUGAAAAUCCUUAUCAUAUUGUGAUGCUCAUAGCCGCAAAACUCAGCGUUAAAAUCGAUGAACAAGAUAUCACGCGGGCAGAGCGUAUAGGACCUAUACACGGUUCAAAAGAAGGAGAAAACGCAACGCGCCCAAUUGUAGUGAGAUUAUCGAGGAAGACUCUACGAGAUGACAUACUACGAGCGGCACAACAAAUGUGGAUUGAGUUACAACACAAAGGGCUUCGCUUAGCCAUCGGGACUGUCUAUAGGCCGGAAACACAAAAUAUUGGAAACUCUAUAGAAGAAUUAAGUGAAACUUUGAGCUCCCUGUCAGCGUACAGUUUUCAAUGUCUCUUAACUGAUUUUAAUAUUGACCUUUUAAAUAGUAGUUCAAACGACACAAAAGAAUUUUUAAGGUCCUUAGAUCAACAAAAUUACACACAGUUAGUUCAGGAGCCUACGAGAAUAACUAUGACAUCAGCAACACUUUUAGAUUUAAUAAUAAUAGACACCCCAAUGCUGUGUACAAAAAUUGAAGUAAUUCACAAUCCUUGCUUAAGUGACCAUGCCUUAAUACUAGCAGACUUUGACAUAAAAAAACAAAAAGAUGGGGUAAAAUCAAUUACCAAAAGAUGUUUUAAUGAUAUAGACGAGGAAGAAUUUGGGGAAGAUUUGAAAAAUAUUUCAUGGAAUAAAAUCAAAGAAUCUGAAAGCAUCAAUGAGAUGGUAGCAAAGUUUAAUUGUGAAAUAUUAAAUUUAUUUGAUAAACACGCACCGGUUAAAGUCAUAAAAAUAAAAAACAAUUCUUAUCCAUGGAUUACCGAGGUUAUUAAAAUAAUGAUGGAAAAAAGGGAUGAGGCGCUAAAAAAAGCCCAUAAUAGUAAAAAUGAUGCAAGUUGGUCAUAUUAUAAAAUGUUCAAAAAUUUUACCAAUGCAAGUAUAAAAAGAGAAAAAAAAGCUUAUAUAAAUUUCUAUGUGAAUAAAAAUGCCAAUAGACCAGUUCUAAUGUGGCAACAUUUUAAGAAAAUUUCUCCCUUAGGCAAGGGCAAUUCAGGUUGUAUACCACCUCAUUUGCAAGAACCAGACAAAAUUAACGAUUUUUUUAUGACAUUGCCAGGCAAUGAAAUCACAGAUUUAAAGACACUAGCUCAAUUCACAACGAAUCGAGACUCGAACACCGAAUUUUUCAUAAAAGAAUGCUCGAAAGAGCAAGUACUUAACAUAAUAAACAACAUCUCUUCAAAUGCAAUUGGGCAUGAUAACAUUUCAAUAACUAUGAUAAAAUUAACCUUGCCUGUUACGCUUGAUAUUAUUACCUAUAUCAUUAAUCAAUCUAUCAAAACACACACGUUUCCAGACUCAUGGAAAAUAGCAAAAGUAAUACCUUUACCAAAAAUCACAUCAGUAGAAAACUAUAAAGAUCUAAGACCCAUCAGCAUUCUUCCGGUUAUGUCAAAAAUUAUAGAAAAAAUCGUAUGUAUGCAACUAACAACCUACUUGGAAACACAUAACAUACUUCCAGAACAUCAAUCUGGCUUUAGAAAAGCUCAUGGAACGGCCGCUGCGUUAUCAGCAGUAACAGAUGAUAUUCUUUCGGCAUCAGAUAAUGGGAAGAAAACAGUAUGUUUCUAUAGAAAGUUCUGAACAAAAGGAACCGCUGAUUUCGCACAUUAAAUCUAACACACGUGGAACCCCCCAAGGAUCAAGUCUAAGCCCAAUCCUUUUUAUCAUAUAUACAGUGGAUUUAAGUCGCGAGUUAAAUAGCUGUAAGAUACAUCAGUACGCAGAUGAUACUCAGGUAUAUCUACACUUUGAUCCAAAAAAUACAAACAUUUCAGUAAAUUUUAUAAAUAAUGAUUUAGAACAUAUAUCUCAGUGGUCGGAAAAAAAUAAUUUAGUUCUUAAUGCGAAUAAAUCAAAAUAUAUGGUACUGGGCAGCAAACAUCAACGUGAAUGCAUUAAGGGACACAACUUACAGAUCAAAAUAGGCAAUGAAUCUUUAGAACAAGUAAAAGUUGCUAAAAAUCUUG